AUGCCUCCGACAAAGUGCAAGUACUGGGACAAGUGUUUCCGUAACUCGGAGAUGCACCGGGAACAGUUCCUGCAUCCAGUGGAUGAGGAUGAGGAGGAAGACACUGGAAAAGCGGAGGGGGUGAAAAAGAAGGCAGCAGAAGCACCAAAGGAAAAGAUGGGCGGCGCUUCGGCAGUAUCAAAGACCCCGAAAAAGUUGGUGAAAAUGGGCGGGGCCCCUAAAGCUGAGGAAGACGAUAUGGACACAACGCCAGUAAAAGACGUAAAGGCACUGAAGAGGAAAACACAUGCCAUGAGUCAGAGUGAUGGAGAAGAUGAGGAGGAUGAGCCUGUUGCUGCAUCUCCAUCCAAGAAAGCCAAGUCAGAGGACAAGGACGAUGAAGAGGCGGGUCCGAGCGUGGUGAAGAAGGUGCGACUGAGGUGCAAGUACUGGGACGAGUGUUACCAGACAGGGCAAUCCCAUCUCAAACAGUACAUACACCCUGGGGACUAUGAUGCUCCUGAAGAAGAUGUCGAGAAGAAGAAGACAAGAGGAAAGACAAAGACACCACUCAACGAGAUGAAGGAUGGGGAAGCUAUUGAUGUAGACUCGGCAAGAAUCAAGAGGAGUGGAGACAUUUAUGAGUGCACGUGCCCCAUGUGGCAGAAGCAGAAACAUGAUGAAGAAUAUAGGACCUGCAAGCAUCUCCAGGAAUACCUCGGAGAAGAAUUCGAGAACAGUAGAACCGAUAAGCCAGCCAAGAAGAAGAAGGCUUACAUCCCUCAACACAUCAGUGUCAGUGUCCUCUUGGCCCAGAAGUAUGACCCAAAGGCAACGAACCCAGUUGGAUGGUGGAUGAGUGAAAAGCUGGAUGGAGUUCGAGCAUUUUGGAAUGGAAGGUGUUUCUACUCCAGGCUGGGCAAUGCUUUCAUCGCACCUGAGUGGUUCACCAAGGAUCUACCAACAGACAUGCACUUGGACGGUGAACUGUUCGGUGGGCGUGGCAAGUUUCAGUCGACUGUCAGCAUCGUAAAGACACCAGGGGAUGAAAGGUGGAAGAAGAUCUCAUAUCAUGUAUUUGAUGUUCCCAGCCUAGAGAAACAACCCUUUGAGAAACGCUACGAGGAACUGCAGGGUUACUUCGACAAAGCCAAACCGAAGUAUGCGGUUCUGUGCGAGCAGACCAAGUGUACCAGUAAGGAACAUGUGGAGGAGGAGCUGGAGAAGGCCAUUGACCUCGGUGGGGAGGGCGUCAUGCUGCGAGAACCGAAGUCAAAGUAUGAGAGACGACGGUCACCGUCGCUGCUGAAAAUGAAGAAGUUCCAUGACGCAGAGGCCGUUGUCAUUGGCCAUGAGAAGGGAAAAGGAAGGAAUCAGUUUGUGUGUGGUGCUCUUCGCUGUCGUAUGGAGUGUGGAAAGGAAUUCUCUGUAGGCUCUGGGCUGAAUGAUGCCCAGAGGCGGAAACCCCCGAAGAUCGGCGCCAUCAUCACAUACCGAUUCCAGGAAUACACAAACAGCGGUUCCCCACGGUUCCCCACAUUUGUUGGAAUUAGGAUCGAUGCAGAUGGACCUAAAGAUGUUAUACUUCCUGAUAAACCCAGUGAUGACUGACCUAGUUUUGAGGGGGAACACAAGACACUGCCAGAAAACACAAGCCGUGACAAUUUCUUCACAAAUUCAUUGAUCAGAGAUCUUCAUUUACUAAGAAGGAACUGUAACGUCAAGUUGCUGCUUUGAGGAGUAUUGUCAGCACUAGAUGAGAAUUGUCAGCACAAGUGGAGUGUUGUCAACACUAGAGGAGUAUUGUCAAUUCUAGAGGAGUAUUGUCAAUUCUAGAGGAGUAUUGUCAGCACUAGAGGAUUAUCUUCAGCUCCAAGGUGAUCAUGUCACAGCAAUAUUCGAUCUUUUCCAGUUCAUAAUCAUGUGGGGCCAGGAAAACCCUGAGGUUGAUAGCAGGAGCAACUGUCAAGCACCAUGACAAGGAAACAUUCAGAUCACACACUGUAGCCACAUCUUCACCCAGUAAUGCUAGACUAACGCUUAGUCUCUGAAUAUGUAUAAUCGUGAUAGAAACAAACAAUUCUUUUUUAAUUAAAAAGAAGUCCCAGUGAGAUGGGAGAUUCAGAAUCUGAAGUUAUCAAGACUUGCUUCAUUUAGGGCAUUAGCAAUUCAAAAGGGAACAUUAUGUGAUUCCGGGACUGUGAGACUGACUACCAGCAACCUCCAUAUCUCCACCAUUAUGACAAGGACUACGAAGAACCCCCAUAUCUCCACCAUUAUGACAAGGACUACGAAGAACCCCCAUAUCUCCACUGGAAUAACUAUUACCUCUUUUAAUAUUUCUGUUCCAGUCAUAAUUUCCAGUUUAUUAGAAUAUGUUAUCUUAAAAACACUUAUCUUUCUACCAACUACAAAUGCUAUCACAGAUUACUGCAAUAAACAGUGUCCCAUUGACUUGAUGAAAUCAUAAAAUCAAUAUGGGUAAAACUUUGCUCAAGCAUCAUGCCCAUCACUGGCAGAAACUAACAUUGGCAGCUAGUUUUGAGUAAAUCUAAUAAGCAAUUGAUGCAAUUCCUGGUGACUGACCAGAUUACUAUUUGGUCGGUCCCAUUGCUCGUUUAGGGGCAUUGUUUCUGGACAGGUGUUUGCCGUUAUCCUAUCUUGUACAUAGCAAUAGUGUUGAGUGACAGGUGUCACGGUCCACAUGAUGUACAUUACAGUGUGUGUGUGUUAUAGAUGAGUGAUGUCAUUACCAUUGUUACUGUUCUUACUUAUUGUUUGCCUUUUAUUCAUGAAGAUGGUUUUACAUACUUAUUUAUCUCUGUUGAGUAUCUAUUUAAUUGAAUUAAAUUAUUUAUACAGUCCCUUUAAUGUGAUUUUUUUUACAUGUGCACCUAUUGAAGUUAUAUACAUAUUUGUUAUUAAAUUAUUUUUUAGAUUAGUAGAAUUGGAUGCAAUUUUUUGCAUACAUUAUGUGAUAAUUGUUAAACAUUGUAACCAAUAGCAAUCCAGUUCUGUUGAAAAGUGCCAUAAUAAGCAUCUAUUUUGUAUUAUAAUACUUAACAUCUGGGUCUAACACUCAGUCUUGACCUGUCCCACAAAGUGACCUUGAACUAUGACCAUUGUAACUUCUACACUUAAACAUAGUGUUAAGAAGGUCAGAGUGUUUAUUCUGAUUUUUUGAACUGAAAGCAUAAUAAUUACAAAUGUGAUAAUGAUUUAUUGAAUCUGGGGUUUUUUCUUCGGGUAAUUGUGCUUGUGAUAUUGUGUGAGAUACAGGUAUGAAAGGUAUUUUGACCAUUGACCACCAUAUUUCAUUAUCUAUGAAAGAAGAGUAUGCAUUGUAGAAUAACCAAAUAACAUUAUCAUCUGCUCCAGCUAAUGCAAUUUUUAUUAUCAUAUUGUUUUUUAAUGUAUUUUUUACAAAUAAACUGACUGAACAAAUC
Haliotis rubra (blacklip abalone) is the source of this 3425-nucleotide messenger RNA. RefSeq lists its product as uncharacterized. Gene Ontology annotation, biological process: DNA repair; DNA recombination. Gene Ontology annotation, molecular function: ATP binding; DNA ligase (ATP) activity. Lineage: Eukaryota; Metazoa; Mollusca; Gastropoda; Lepetellida; Haliotidae. The record is from RefSeq and is a predicted model, not a curated record.